GCCACGCCCCCAGGCCCGCCCCGCGGCGCAUUGUGGGAUGUGUCUGGGAUCUGUCUCGCCUCGCCGCAGGGAGGUGGUGGACCAGCUCUUGAUCAUGGGGGUACAGCCGAGCCCAAUCCUGCUGGCCUCGCUGGGGGUGGGAGUGCUUACUCUGCUCGGAGUGGCCGUGGGCACUUACUUGGUGCGAAGGUCCCGCCGGCCGCUAGUCACCCUUCUGGACCCCAAUGAAAAGUACCUGCUGCGACUCCUGGACAAGACGACCGUGAGCCACAACACCAAGAAGUUCCGCUUUGCCUUGCCCACCGCCCACCACAUUCUGGGGCUGCCUGUGGGCAAACAUGUCUAUCUCUCUGCACGAAUCGAUGGCAGCUUGGUCAUCAGGCCAUACACUCCUGUCACCAGUGAUGAGGACCAAGGCUACGUGGAUCUUGUCAUCAAGGUCUACCUGAAGGGUGUGCACCCCAAGUUUCCUGAGGGAGGGAAGAUGUCUCAAUACCUGGAUAGCCUGAAAAUUGGAGAUGUGGUGGAGUUCCGGGGGCCGAGCGGGUUGCUCACUUACACUGGGAAAGGAAAUUUUAACAUUCAACCCAACAAGAAAUCUCCACCAGAGCCUCGAAAGGCAAAGAAACUGGGAAUGAUUGCUGGAGGGACAGGAAUAACCCCAAUGCUGCAGCUGAUCCGAGCCAUUCUGAAAGUCCCUGAAGAUCCAACCCAGUGUUUUCUGCUCUUUGCCAACCAGACUGAACAGGACAUAAUCCUGCGGGAAGACUUGGAGGAACUGCAGGCCCGAUAUCCCAAUCGCUUUAAGCUCUGGUUCACCUUGGACCAUCCUCCAGCAGGUUGGGCCUACAGCAAGGGCUUUGUGACUGCUGACAUGAUCCGGGAGCACCUGCCUGCCCCAGGGGAUGAUGUACUGCUGCUGCUCUGUGGGCCACCCCCGAUGGUGCAGCUGGCCUGCCAUCCCAACCUGGACAAACUGGGCUACUUGCAAAAGAUGCGGUUUACCUAUUGAGCACCUCCUACCUUCCUUGGACCCAUAUCAGCAACUGUCCCCCAGUGCUCAAAUUCUAUGAGCUGUAGAUUCCUUUCAUGAAAGUGUCCAUUUUGCAACUUACUCUGGAGCUGAAAGUAGCUAGACUCUGGAGCCACUGAAGAGGGCCAAGGCCAAGGAGUUCCCUGCAAGAUCUCCACAUCUUGUUCUUCUAAAGGGCUCAGGUGAAUCCCAUGGAGAAGUAUCUCUCUGGGGUCAGAAAGAUGGGAGCAUGCACAUUUGUUCAAGCCUGGCUCAUUCCUCGAUAGCAUCACACUUGACCUCCUUUAAGUCUGUGAUGAAAGGAAUGCAGAGUUUUACUUAAUAUUUAGUAUUUAACCUUUGGGCAAAUUCUGUUUAUGUGAGUGCAUGUUGAAUGGACCUAGAGAGGGAGUUUUAUAGAGAUAGGCAAGUUUCUUCAGGACUCCAGACCUCAGAAAAAGGAGUCUGAAAUACACGUUUGUGCGUCUGUGUCUCUUGGAUGCUGCCCAGGUCAGGGGGAAAGGCUGCCCACAACCUAAGACUGCUGCUUAUUUAAGGAACCUCUGGCAAUUCAAAUAAAUGGGGCUGAGGCCCCAGUGUGAUACCUAAAGGCGCUGUCGUGCUUGGGGUCCUGGUGUCCUAGUGCUAAGGACUUUGGUAGGAAAGGCUUCCCAGCACAGACUCAUGGGUCUUCCCAAGAGUCUUGGGGCAGCUGCCCAUGUGCUGAAAUGUGAGCUGCCAGCAGACUGUCUCCACCCAGCAGCUGUUUCCAGAGCCAGAACUCAACCCAGCCCUGCAGGUUUGUGCUGCUGGGGCCCGAAGCACAGGUCAGAGGAGAGCCCAACCCUCCUAGGGGGUCCCUCAAUUUGGCCCCUCCACUUCUCUGACUUUUUCUUGACUGUAUGUGACAUAUAGGGUACCUGGUGAACAACCCAAUGUAUUGCCUUUCGUUUUGGAAGAGAGGCUUUCCCCUUUAAAAAGCAGCCUGACAUCACCAGCUGCCUGUCACAUUUAUAGGAGCUGGCAGUGUUGGCCUCCCCUGUGCUCAUGGGCCACUCUGGAGUAGCGUGACCCAGUCCACUCCAUCUUCCUGGCUGAGACUGUGGCAGCCUUUCCAGAUUCUUCUGUUAGUCUUACUCAAAGCAAUGCUAUGGGUGCAGGAGGAAGUUCAACAUUGCUUUCUCACCAUGGAUCUGUGUUCUGUCUCUGUGGCCCCCAGGAGAACCCGAGUGAGACCCUCAAAACUCACGCUCCUUGGGGCAGAGAUUCUUGGUAAAUUUCAUUGGUGGUCUUACCCAGUGUUUUUGAUUU
Messenger RNA from Octodon degus (degu), 2323 nucleotides. Its product is annotated as NADH-cytochrome b5 reductase 1. The transcript has 9 exons. Lineage: Eukaryota; Metazoa; Chordata; Mammalia; Rodentia; Octodontidae. The record is from RefSeq and is a predicted model, not a curated record. Gene Ontology annotation, cellular component: mitochondrion. Bases 38 to 1012 code for a protein of 324 amino acids. Gene Ontology annotation, molecular function: FAD binding; oxidoreductase activity.